Molecule: messenger RNA, 384 nt
Organism: Fraxinus pennsylvanica
Lineage: Eukaryota; Viridiplantae; Streptophyta; Magnoliopsida; Lamiales; Oleaceae
Source: the annotation of a GenBank genome assembly
AUGGGAGCGCCGUUGAUUGGUGGACAUUUGGCAUUUUCCUUGUACGAGCUUCUUUAUGUCAAGACACCCUUUAUAGGUACUAAAAAUGAAGAGAUGUUAACCAAUGUUGUAUUUCAGAACCUCAAAUUUCCCGAUAGACCAAUUGUUAGUUUUCAGGCAAGGGAUCUCAUUAGAGGCAUGUUGAUGAAGGAACCUGAGAAUCGAUUAUGCAAGAAAAUAGGAGUUUUCAAGAUCAAAAGGCACCCGUUGAUACGCUGUGCCAUUCCACCUCAAAUUCCAGUGUUCUUUGAUGAUGGAAUUUCACAUAUAACAUCUUUAGAGAAAGGGAAAAAGAUUCUGGAAUUCAGUGAUGCGGGAAAACAUUUAGAAUUUCAGUUAUCCUAG